Messenger RNA from Dermatophagoides farinae (American house dust mite), 702 nucleotides. The record is from RefSeq and is a predicted model, not a curated record. NCBI's taxonomy places the organism in Eukaryota, Metazoa, Arthropoda, Arachnida, Sarcoptiformes, Pyroglyphidae.
AUGGCUCAAAAUCCGGAUGAUAUAUCAAUGGUGAUUCAAAUGAUGAUACCAUAUAAAACUGUGUACGGUUUUCCAAAAAAAUGUUCUAAAAUUACUGAAUAUCAAACAAUUACUGAAGCAGAUCUUCGUGAAAAUUAUCGAACAUGUCAAAUGGAAGCAUUGAAAAGAUGGCGUAUUACUUUCUAUUCAUAUUAUACUGAAACUUCAAAUUUUUGCUGUUUUGUAUAUGAUGUUUUACAUUGUGAAAAUAGAGCCCUAUAUGAAUGUGAUUCUGAUUAUGCGGAUAAUAAUGAAAAAGAAACACGUCGUUUAUUUGAUAAAUCAUGUGAAUCGAUUAUGAUGAAUAAUGGUUGCAAUAUGGAUGGUGAUGGAAAUAAUCAUAAAAUUCUUGUAUAUGUUACUACCGGUGUGGUUGUAAUUGUUGCCAUUGUAUCAUUAACAUAUUUUGGUUGGAAAAUGUAUAGUCAAUAUUAUGGCAAAAGUCAGGAAUUGAAAUUAGAAUUGAAUGCAAAAAAAGCAUUUAAGAAAGAAAAAUUUGAUAGAUUAUAUGAAAUUGAAUCCAUACAUAAGGUUUAUGAUAAUGAACUGGAUAAUAUGGACAAUGAAUGGUUACAAAAAAUGACCGACCUAAUGAUGGAGAAAGAAAAAUUGAAAAAAAAUAAAGGAUGGUUUAGUGCAAUAUUUGGAACGAAAAAAGAAAAA